AAGACAGUAAGGAAUAUAGAUUCAACAAAUGGCUCCUCCACUCCGCUUAAAUCAGUUAUAUAAUAAUGAAAGUUAUGAAGUUGUGAGUGCACAUAAUAUGUGUCUUUCAGCCAGGGCUUGCUAUCCUUAUCAAUAUCUACCUAUAUCGGAUAACAGUGAUUCUACCUUGGACCUCCCCUUCCCAGAGGAAACCAGGGAUAGAAAGAAGCUGAAAAGAAGUAUAAGUAUUGCUGAUUCCAUAGAUAGUUAUAGCAGUCAAUAUAGUGAUGGAAUCAACUUUUGUACUUAUAACAGCCCCAGCAUUAGCCGCACAGGCAGCUUCAAUAACUUGUCGAAGCUGCAGUUUCGUGAUCAUAUAUGGACUUAUAAUCUAAGAUACCUUGCAGCUGAGGCUGUUGAAGAGGCGGCAGAAGCCAUCAUCAAUAUUGCUGAAGAAAGUGAUCCUGAAGAAGAUGAGAGUGCUGAUGGUAUGAGGCUGGUUAGACUUCUCUUUGGUUGUGCUGAAGCUGUGGCUUGUCGAGACAGGUCACAUGCCUCAGCUUUACUAUCUCAGCUUAGAACUUGUGCUUUAGUCUUUGGCUCUUCCUUUCAGCGUGUAGCUUCUUGCUUUGUCCAAGGUCUUGCUGAAAGGCUUUCUCUGGUUCAGCCACUUGGAGGAGGUCUUGGCUUUGCAACACCACCCAUGAUGAACAUAAUGGAUGUUUCUGAUGAAGUACAAAUCGUCAUUUCCAUCUCAGAUAAAAAGGAAGAGGCUUUAAGCCUUGUUUUUGAAAAUUGCCCACAUAUUCAAUUUGGCCACUUUGUGGCCAAUGAAACAAUACUGGAAGCCUUUGAGGGAGAGUCUUUUUUUCAUGUAGUGGAUUUGGGCAUGACACUAGGUUUGGCACAUGGCCACCAGUGGCGUGCAUUGAUUAACAGCCUUGCCAACCGUGCUGAUCAGCCACCUUGCCGUCUCCGAAUAACUAGUGUUGGCCUUGCUGUUGAUAGAUUCCAAACCAUUGGGGUAGAGCUCAAGACCUUUGCUGAAAUCAUGGGAAUAAACUUUGAGUUCUCAGUGGUGGAAAGCAACUUUGAAAAUCUUCAGCCUGAAGACAUCAAACUGUUUGAUGGUGAGGUUUUCAUUGUCAAUAGCAUCCUUCAACUGCAUUGUGUAGUUAAAGAAAGUAGAGGGGCUCUUAAUUCAGUUCUGCAGAUAAUUCACAAGCUCUCUCCAAAGGUUUUAGUACUUGUUGAGCAGGAUUCAAGCCACAAUGGGCCUUUCUUUCUUGGGAGAUUUAUGGAAGCACUGCACUAUUACUCUGCAAUUUUUGACUCCCGGGAUGCCAUGCAACCUAAAUAUGACACAAAGCGGGCCAAGAUGGAACAAUUCUACUUUUCUGAGGAGAUAAAGAACAUUGUGAGUUGUGAGGGAUCAGCAAGGAUGGAGAGGCAUGAGAGGGUGGACCAGUGGCGUAGGAGGCUGAGCCGGGCAGGAUUUCAAGCUACUAAGCUGAUGGCUCCGGCCAAGCAAUGGCUUGAGCAGAAUAAGACUUUUGAAGGUCAUACCAUUGUGGAAGACAAGGGUUGCUUGGUGCUUGGUUGGAAAUCUAAGCUAAUUGUUGCAGCUUCUUGCCGAAGUGUUAACUCACAGCCGUGAAAUUAUCUUGCGAAACUAUUUCAUGAGGUAGCUCUCAUAAGAUACUUUUUAUGCAAUUGAUAGUUUAAAAAAAAAAAAAAAAAAAAAAAAAAAAAAAUCUAAUAAAAAGAUGCAAAUAUCAUGGAAAAUGAGCAGCUGUGUAAUUAAAUAAAUUGAAUCACAGGCUACAUGGAUGCCACCUAGCAAUACCCAAUUCAGUCAUGAGUUUCAAACAGUGAAUUUGGGUUGAAAAUAAGUUAUUUGAGUUUGAACGUGAGCUGUUCAGAUGAUUGGACAAUGCAAUAAUAAAGAGAAGUAUUGGGAGUUUGGUGUGCUAAUAGACAGGGUUCAAUUGUACAUGUUAGCAGCGGGGUUCAAUUUCUUUUAGAUUCUUUUACUGACCAAAAUUUAUUGUA
Quercus robur (English oak) is the source of this 2031-nucleotide messenger RNA. RefSeq names its product GRAS family protein RAD1-like. The record is from RefSeq and is a predicted model, not a curated record. Gene Ontology annotation, cellular component: nucleus. NCBI's taxonomy places the organism in Eukaryota, Viridiplantae, Streptophyta, Magnoliopsida, Fagales, Fagaceae. Gene Ontology annotation, biological process: regulation of DNA-templated transcription. Gene Ontology annotation, molecular function: sequence-specific DNA binding; DNA-binding transcription factor activity.